AUGAGGGAAAAAAGCAACUGGCUUCUAGCGGCUGAGGACUUCUGUGCACUAAGAAUGCCUGCGAGGCCCUCUGCUUGCUCAGCAGCUUGCAUCUACCUCCGUGACACUGCGCGGCACGAAAUCGCCGACCCCUCGCCCCUCCAGCACAGAGACACGAACUACGCACAGUUCCUUACUGCAACCAGUGCAAUCGGAAAGGCUUCUCCCAUAUGCACCAUGGGUGACAUCAUGAACAGGUCACCAAAAUCCCUCAUCUCCUUGGAUCCUGGAUGCCCUAAUCCAGAUAUCUUCCCUUUUAAGAGUGCUAAUAUCACUUUAGAAAAUGGAAAUGCCACCUAGAUUGGAGGAGAGCUCAUGAAGAGAGCACUUCAAUAUUCUCCAUCCUAUGGAAUUCCAGAGCUUGUGUCCUGGCUCAAAUGGUUCCAAAUAAAAUUGCACAAUCCUCCCACCACACAUUACGCACCUCGUCAAGGACAGCUGGAUCUCUGUAUCACAUCGGGCUGCCAAGAUGGUCUUUGUAAGGCAUUUGAAAGGAUAAUUAAUCCUGGAGACAAUAUCCUCCUGAAUGAACCAGUUUAUUCUGGAAUACCUCAAGCUCCACAUCCCAUGGGCUGUAACAUUAUUAAUGUUCCCAGAGAUGAGUUUGGGAUCAUCCCAGACACCCUCAAAGAAAUCCUUUCCAGAUGGAAACCAGAAGAUUCCAAGGACCCUUCCAAAAACACACCCAAAUUUCUCUAUACUGUCCCCAACGGCAACAACCCCACUGGCCACUCACUGACUGGUGACCGCAAGAAGGAGCUCUACAAGCUUGCAAGAGAAUAUGAUUUCUUCAUAAUAGAAGAUGAUCCUUACUACUUUCUCCAGUUCAACAAGGAAUCUGUGAAGAUAGGCAAAUGCUGGGCACCAACAUUUCUCUCCAUGGAUGUGGAUGGCCGCGUCAUCAGAGCUGAUUCCUUUUCAAAAGUCCUCUCCUCAGGGUUGAGGCUAUGGUUUGUAACUGGCCCCAAACCACUAACAGAGAGAAUUGUUUUACACACACAAGUCUCAUCAUUGCACCCCUGCACUUUUGCCCAGAGCUCCUGUUCCCUCAUUUGGAUCAUGAUACUACAGUUUCUACAGCAGUGGGGAGAAGAAGGGUUCCUGGCACACGUGGACAGGGUUAUCGAUUUCUAUCAGAACAAAAGGGACGCCAUAUUGGCAGCUGCAGAGAAGUGGUUAAGUGGUUUAGCAGAAUGGCAUGUACCUGUUGCUGGCAUGUUUGUAUGGAUUAAAAUUAAGGGCAUUUCUAAUUCAUAUCAACUGAUUGAAGAGGAGGCCCUUAAGAAAGAGGUUUUACUGAUUCCUGGGAGUGCUUUCUAUACCAAUAGCUCAGCUCCGAGCCCUUACUUCAGAGCAUGCUUCUCCUUGGCUUCUACAGAAGACAUGGAGGUGGCCUUCCAGAGAUUAGCCCAAAUUAUAAAAAAAUCUUUAUGA
Octodon degus (degu) is the source of this 1473-nucleotide messenger RNA. RefSeq names its product kynurenine/alpha-aminoadipate aminotransferase, mitochondrial-like. Gene Ontology annotation, biological process: biosynthetic process. The transcript has 15 exons. Gene Ontology annotation, molecular function: pyridoxal phosphate binding; L-kynurenine:2-oxoglutarate transaminase activity. Lineage: Eukaryota; Metazoa; Chordata; Mammalia; Rodentia; Octodontidae. The record is from RefSeq and is a predicted model, not a curated record.